Gongylonema pulchrum is the source of this 570-nucleotide messenger RNA. The record is from the annotation of a GenBank genome assembly. Lineage: Eukaryota; Metazoa; Nematoda; Chromadorea; Rhabditida; Gongylonematidae.
AUGUUGCCAUUCCCAAAUUUCAAUGAUUUCAUAUACUUUACGGAAAUAUUGGAUUCAUUGUUGCCGACAAAAAAUAAGGAAGAUCGAAAGGAUGUGGAAAGAGCUCUGAAAACGCUACCAGCAUUCGCGGAUAAGGAAACAGUUAUGAUGCACGAAAUAAGCGAUAAUUUCAUAUUUUCCUGCUACUGCUGCAUUUGUGAGCGAUCAGACGUGGACUACAUAUUCAGCGAGAAGUUUGAAGCGAAAGAAGUGAAGGCAGAGAGUUUCGCGAAAUAUCUCAAGGAUGAGCAUUAUGAUCCUCGACUCAACGAGCUUCUGUAUCCCGCGCCAACGCCAGAAAUCGCGCAGUCCUUGAUAAAUGAACUUGGGAGAAGUGAACGGCUCACAAAGCAUGCGUUCCUGCGAUUCCUGUUAAGCCCUUAUAACAUUGCUAUGCAUGCCGAUCAUAUGAUGCUCAAGGAAGAGGAUAUGCACAAGCCCCUGUCACACUACUUCAUCAACAGUUCACACAAUACAUAUCUUCGAGGUGAGUCCCUUCCAAAAAAAAAGAAAAAAAACUGUGUGCGCUGA